This is a messenger RNA of Perkinsus marinus ATCC 50983, 402 nucleotides long. RefSeq lists its product as hypothetical. Lineage: Eukaryota; Perkinsozoa; Perkinsida; Perkinsidae. The transcript has 5 exons. The record is from RefSeq and is a predicted model, not a curated record. The coding region runs from base 1 to 402 and encodes 133 amino acids.
AUGUCCUCUGGGGCCAGCUCGGCCCAUAGCGGGGAGAAGGGCCGCCAUUCGACUCACCGCAAUCGCCAUCAGAUUCGGGAGUGGAAUAGGCAAGUGGCUGCCCGGGCUAAUGCUGAACUGCGUAAUGAGAAGUUAAGGACUCUGGAUAAGGACGCCCUUAAUAAGCUGGGUACUCUCCGAAAUGCCAGCACGAUACAAGCUACCCUAGCGGUAGACUAUCAAUUUAAUGUGGAUACACCUGUCCCGGACACCAGCCUCAAGAUGGUACCGAUGGAGCACCCUGCGGGCCCUGGACCCCGUGUCGUUGAUUGUAGACGAGGCUGCCAGGCUGGGCUUCAUCGAUCUCAUCGACCCUACUAUGUAGGCUGGGUGCAAGCUGUUAUCGGGCUCGGACCGGGCUAA